AUGCGCAGGAAGGCUGCGGCUGACCGCGCCGAGAAGACCGCGAACCUGCGACCAAGCAGCACAAGGGCGGCAGGUGCUGGCGGCAGCUCAAGCACUAUGCUGAGGCUAUACACCGAUGAGUCCCCCGGUCUAAAGGUCGACCCUGUCGUGGUCAUGACCCUGUCCGUUGUCUUCAUCUUCAGCGUUGUCGCUCUUCACGUCAUCGCCAAGGUCAUGCGCCGAUUUUCCGCAUAA
Messenger RNA from Alternaria viburni, 234 nucleotides. It is a transcript of the gene SBH1, whose product is annotated as Arf guanine nucleotide exchange factor sbh1. Bases 1 to 234 code for a protein of 77 amino acids. Gene Ontology annotation, cellular component: Sec61 translocon complex. The transcript is spliced from 3 exons. The record is from RefSeq and is a predicted model, not a curated record. NCBI's taxonomy places the organism in Eukaryota, Fungi, Ascomycota, Dothideomycetes, Pleosporales, Pleosporaceae. Gene Ontology annotation, biological process: intracellular protein transport.